Molecule: messenger RNA, 1350 nt
Organism: Arabidopsis thaliana (thale cress)
Lineage: Eukaryota; Viridiplantae; Streptophyta; Magnoliopsida; Brassicales; Brassicaceae
Product: F-box family protein
Exons: 4
Coding region: 1-1350 (449 amino acids)
Source: RefSeq, marked reviewed
AUGAACAACUCAAAAUCGAAUCUUCUUGAUACGGAACAUGGAGAUAAAGUUGCUGAACAAAUGAAUCUAGCUUCGAUGGAUUGUCUUCCAGAUGAUCUCCUUGUCCAAAUCUUAUACUUCCUUCCCACGAAAGAAGCUAUAUCAACCUCUCUUCUCUCAAAGAGGUGGAGGACUCUGUAUUCUCUCGUGCAUAAUCUUGACUUGGACGAUUACAUCUUUUGGCACCAUGAAGACGGUUACAAUCAGUACUUUAGUAACGACAUUCAAAAAAGUUUUGAGGAGUUCAUGGAGAGGACAUUGGCGCUCCUAGGUGGUGGCCAUAUAAAAACGUUCUCACUAAUAAGUGAUGAAAUAUAUAGAUUUGACCAUGUAGUGGAUUCUAUUAGACCCUGGCUAUAUUAUAACCUACAAAAAGAUUCUUUGUGGCAGUUUGGAUUCCCAUACAAAGUCUUCACCAGCACCAAACUGGUUAAGCUGUCAUUGGGAACACGACUAGCCUGCCCAAGAAUUCCUCAAGAUACAUCUCUCCCGGUCCUAAAAGUCCUCCUACUUGAAUAUAUAUGGUUUGAGGAUAAUCAAUUAUCUGAUGUGUUUCUCGCAGCUUGCCCUGCACUUGAGGACUUAACCAUACAUCACAUGUUUCGCCCAUUCCUCAUAUCUAGCAAAAACCUUAAGAAACUCUCAGUUACCAUUAAUUUUAGCUAUUAUGUUGAUCGUUCUACAAUUCUUACACUUGACACGCCGAAUGUUGUCGACCUCUACUACUCUGAUUUUCCUCGGCCUAUAGCUCCACAUUGUCAUUUAGAUUCUCUAGCCAAAGUUGAACUGGACCUUCAUUCCUUAGAAGAUGAUAGUCGCCAGGUACAAAAUGACGCGGAUGUAAAAAAUCUCAUUAGUGAGAUACGCAAUGUUAAGACCCUUCACUUAACUUAUUCUGCUGUUGAGUUGAUGCUUUCAAGUAAAAAACGAGACUGGAAAGUGCUUCCACUUCUACUAGAGCGUUCUCCAAACCUAAAAACUCUGGUUCUAUCAGGUCUGAAUCGUUACACAUUUGGACGAAGACAUCGAUUUGUGGGGAUUCAAAUUCCCUCCAGUAACAAAAUAAAGAUGUUGAGUAUCAAGCAGUAUCAAGGAAGUGCAACCGAGCUGAAACACAUAAGCCAUUUGUUACUGAAAAUGGAGUGUCUUGAAUUGGUGAAAGUUUAUCUUGCAACUGAAAUGGAUGACCUUAAAAAGAUGCAACUCACUGAGGAUGUGGUGAAGCUUCCCGCAGCUUCAUCUAAGAUCGUAGAAAAGUUGAAAGCAUUUGGUGCAAAAGCUGUUUUGGAGAGAGUGAGUUUCUUGGACUGA